AUGGAUAGCGGACAAGCCUUAAGGGAGCGCUUCGUUAACGUUCCCGGCAAUGCUGAGUGGGCAGAGCUUUACCGCGAGGGAGGCUAUCACCCAGUUCACCUUGGCGAAGUAUUCGCACAUCGAUAUCGUAUCCUUCGCAAGUUGGGCAAUGGACGAUUUGCCACCAUCUGGUUAGCGAAGGAUGAUAAGCUCCAUCGUUAUGUAGCGUUCAAGAUCACGGUUGCGAGCGGCGCUCGAGUCCGUCACGAAAUCAAUGCCCUGAGGAAAUCGAAUGAAGCAGCAAACGUCGAACGCGAUAAUAAUAAACCUGUGCUCCAACUGCUCGACGAGUUUUCGAUUACUGGGUCCAAUGGGAUGCAUAGCAUCCUUGUCCUUGAGCCUAUGGGACGGAGUCUCCAAGAGCAUCUGCUUAUCCUUCAGCGGCUAGACCCGAAAGAACUUGACUAUCGUCGUGUGGGCUUCAUGCGAGAAAUCUCCAAGCAGCUGGUGAAUGCACUGCAUCAUUUACAUUCCAACGGAAUAGUCCACCGAGAUGUUCAGCCGGGCAACAUACUAUUUGCCCUGCAAUACUCACUAGACCAGUUGGACGAAGAAGCAGUCCAAGCUGACACGAGGAUCAGAAAGUCCCAGAAUAUCUUCUCACUCCAUAGGAUCGAUGGCAACCCUCUGGAUGAAACCUCCCCUACGUAUGUAGUGGAGCCCAGACCUUUAGACGACGGAGUACAAAACACGUCACCACCACCGGAAUUUCGUGUCGUCUAUUCAGACUUUGGUGCCGCUUCCACAUUCGAAGACGUAAAUGACGGAGGCCAUGCAUAUCCCACAAGAUUGCGACCCCCGGAAUUGCUUUUGCACCAGCCAUUAUCAGAAAAGGCGGACGUUUGGAGCCUUGGAUGUGUGAUUUUUCAAACAGUAACGCUCACCAAUCUCUUCUUCGUCAACUCUUUCGCCACACCAGCAGAACAAGACAACGAGCAUCUCCAGAGUGUGACUGAGGUCCUAGGGCCACUACCUCCGGAUAUGCUCAAGCUUUGGAAGGACCGUGACUCCUUCGUCAACUCGGAUGGUGAUUUGCUUGACGAAGUCAUUAAAGGAGGGAUCAGCGAACCGCUGAAUGAACUUAUUGCGUUGCAAAAGCCUGCGGGUAUGCCAUCCGUGGAAGUUCCAAUUUUCGAGGACUUUGUACGGUCGAUGCUCCGGUACAAACCCGAAGAGCGAGCGUCUACGGCGGAUUUACUUCGGCAUCCUUGGAUAACUCGGAGCUUCCAUGAAUAG
Molecule: messenger RNA, 1275 nt
Organism: Coniosporium apollinis CBS 100218
Lineage: Eukaryota; Fungi; Ascomycota; Dothideomycetes
Product: CMGC/SRPK protein kinase
Exons: 5
Coding region: 1-1275 (424 amino acids)
Biological process (GO): spliceosomal complex assembly; protein phosphorylation; regulation of mRNA processing
Molecular function (GO): protein kinase activity; ATP binding
Source: RefSeq, a predicted model, not a curated record